Messenger RNA from Knipowitschia caucasica, 315 nucleotides. Lineage: Eukaryota; Metazoa; Chordata; Actinopteri; Gobiiformes; Gobiidae. The record is from the annotation of a GenBank genome assembly.
AUGAGUCUGUCUCCUCCCCUCUGGUUGGUUCUCCUCUCCUCUGGUUGGUUCUCCUCUCCUCUGGUUGGUUCUCCUCUCCUGGUUGGCUCUCCUCGCCUCUGGUUGGUUCUCCUCUCCUCUGGUUGGUUCUCCUCUCCUCUGGUUGGUUCUCCUCUCCUCUGGUUGGUUCUCCUCUCCUGGUUGGCUCUCCUCGCCUCUGGGAGAAGGAGCUCAGGGAGAUGUUCGUCUGCAGAAGUUGAGAGCAGAGUCGAUCCAGAGGUGCUAACUUCACACGGUCUCUGCUCUGGUUGUAGGAGUUUCUCGGUGCUGGAGUGA